Perca fluviatilis (European perch) is the source of this 1231-nucleotide messenger RNA. RefSeq names its product gastrula zinc finger protein xLCGF3.1-like. Gene Ontology annotation, cellular component: nucleus. The coding region runs from base 1 to 855 and encodes 284 amino acids. Lineage: Eukaryota; Metazoa; Chordata; Actinopteri; Perciformes; Percidae. Gene Ontology annotation, molecular function: DNA-binding transcription factor activity, RNA polymerase II-specific; RNA polymerase II transcription regulatory region sequence-specific DNA binding. Gene Ontology annotation, biological process: regulation of transcription by RNA polymerase II. The record is from RefSeq and is a predicted model, not a curated record. The transcript is spliced from 3 exons.
AUGUGCAACUUUGAGUUCCGUGAAGAGAAGACGGCCAUCAGCUGCAGGAGUCUGUUAAACUCCAUCAGCACAGAAACGAUGGAGGACCAUCUUUUAGAAGAGAAGACAAACACCAACAGCGCAAUGUUGUGCUCAUCUGCUGAGAAACAGACAGUGACAAAUCCAGAAGGACCAUAUGGUGAGGAGGUGGAGAGUUUAAUGGGAGGGCAAAUGGAUCCACAUCAGCUAACCAAAACGGUGAAGAAACCACACCGCUGUGACUGGUAUUUCUCAAAGCACCUGUGUCAUAACCAUAUCCCCGCUGGAGAAAGGCCUCACACCUGUGAGCAGUGCGGGAGGAGUUUCAGACACUCUGGACAUUUAAAGAUUCAUCAGCUGACUCAUACUGGAGAGAAGCCCUACACCUGUGAGCAGUGCGGUAAGAGUUUCAGACACUCUGGAACUUUAAAGAUUCAUCAGCGGACUCAUACUGGAGAGAAGCCCUACACCUGUGAGCAGUGCGGUAAGAGUUUCAGACACUCUGGACAUUUAAAGAUUCAUCAGCGGACUCAUACUGGAGAGAAGACCUACACCUGUGAGCAGUGCGGUAAGAGUUUCAGACACUCUGAAACUUUAAAGUAUCAUCAGCUGACUCAUACUGGAGAGAAGCCCUACACCUGUGAGCAGUGUGGGCGGAGUUUCAGGACCUCUGGAAAUUUAAAGACACAUCAGCGGAUCCACACUGGAGAGAAGCCAUACACCUGUGAGCAGUGUAAGAGUUUGACACAAUCUGGAACUUUAAAGAAUCAUCAGAACCUAUAUACUGGAGACCAAACUCACACAUGUGAGCAGUGCGGAACCAUCUGGAUCUGUUAGCUGUUUAAAAAAAAAUUACGUGAUUUGUAAAACUUGCCAUGAAAAUAUUUCAAUAAUAUUGUUACAGCAUGCAACUUGAGUUGUCAAAUUUGUUCCUUUACUCCCUCCCUGUGAUACACAACACACACACACACCAAGCCCCCAGGAAGAGCGCCAUGUCUUAAAAGUGCUCUAAGUGAUGUGACGCGUUUUUUAGGCUACAACAUUUUUCGUCACAUACAGCAAACAUCUCCUCACCAUCCGCUAGCUGCCUGUCCCCUGAACACACUGUAAAAAAACACGCUCUCUGAAGACAGGUCAGGCUCCACAAAUGGCAACAAAAACAAACUGCACCAACCUGCCCCACGAAACAUAACAAACAACAAGUGUUCCAGCC